This is a messenger RNA of Carya illinoinensis, 507 nucleotides long. Its product is annotated as U-box domain-containing protein 5-like. Gene Ontology annotation, cellular component: nucleus; cytoplasm. Gene Ontology annotation, biological process: protein ubiquitination. NCBI's taxonomy places the organism in Eukaryota, Viridiplantae, Streptophyta, Magnoliopsida, Fagales, Juglandaceae. The record is from RefSeq and is a predicted model, not a curated record. The coding region runs from base 1 to 507 and encodes 168 amino acids. Gene Ontology annotation, molecular function: ubiquitin-protein transferase activity. The transcript is spliced from 2 exons.
AUGCAGCGUGAUGAGACUCGAGCCAAUGACUUUGGUACAUCCGAACCUCCCAAGGAGUUCAAAUGUCCCAUCUUUAUGCAGGUGAUGCAUGAUCCAAUGAUUAUUGCUUCUGGGAUGACGUUUGAACAAUUUUGGAUAGAGCAAUGGUUUAAUGAGGGUAACCAGACAUGCCCUAUAAGUCAUAUGAAGCUUGACAACUUGUUCAUGGCUCCAAACUCUAUUAUGAAAGAACUCAUUGAUGCUUGGUCUUCCCAGCAGGGGAUUACUAUUCCUGACCCAUAUUUAGAACCAAACAUUUCCUCUCUCUUCUCCCGGGAUUCUUCAUUUUCUAGUUCCAUUGCCAGCUUUCCUAGUUCUGUGAAUAAGAACCUUCAUCUUAGGGCUGUGUCCAUACGCUCUUCUAGGACUGAUGAUGUUUCAGAAAUUUUAGAUGACUUUAAUGAAAGCAGAUUAAGUUACUUGCUGCACUUUCAUGGGGAUCACAGUGCAAGACAGUUAGAGAUGUGA